CCGGCUCCGGGGCGCCUGCGCGGGGCAGCGGCAUGGCUACCCGGGCCAAGCGGAGAGCGCCGGGGCCGCCCGAGCGCCGGGAGCCGGGCGGGGAGGAGCAGGACUCGGACUCGGAGCAGCGGGACUCGGCCUCCGAGGAGGAGGAAGAGAUCAGCGAGGAAGUGAAUGUUGAAUUUGAAGCACAUUCGAUAUCAGAUAAUGACUAUGAUGGGAUAAAGAAAUUACUGCAACAGCUGUUUCUAAAAGCUCCAGUUAAUACCGCUGAGUUAACUGACAUAUUAAUACAACAGAAUCACAUUGGGAGUGUAAUCAAGCAAGCAGAAGUUCAAGAUGAAAGUGAUGAUGAAGAUGAAGAAGAUGAAGUCUUUGGCUUCAUAAGCCUCUUAAACUUAACUGAAAGGAAGGGUACUCAAUGUGCUGAACAAAUAAAAGAGCUGAUUCUAAGCCUGUGUGAGAAGAACUGUGACCAGAGUAUGGUUGAACAGCUGGAUAAGCUCCUAAAUGACACCACCAAGCCUGUGGGCUUCCUACUAAAUGAAAGAUUCAUUAACGUACCACCACAGAUCGCUCUGCCCAUGCACCAGCAGCUUCAGAAAGAAUUGGCUGAAACUCAAAGAACAAAUAAGCCAUGUGGAAAGUGCUACUACUACCUUCUCAUCAGCAAGACCUUUACAGAGAUAGCAAAGCGCAGCUCUAAGAAGAGAGGAGAGAGCACACAGCAGAGAGAGGAAUUAAUGUUUGCAAAUGCGGAGGAAGAAUUCUUUUAUGAGAAAGCCAGUCUGAAGUUCAGCUAUUCUGUGCAAGAGGAGAGUGACACGUGUUUGGGAGGAAGAUGGUCCUUUGAUGAUGUACCAAUGAAACCUUUGCGAACUGUUAUGUUGAUUCCAUCUGAUAGGAUGAAUGCAAUCAUGGAUAAACUGAAAGAAUAUCUCUCAGUCUAGGCAGUUUCCUUGGAUAAUAUUUUUUAUAAAGCAACCAUGCAAAACUAUAUUCCUUUUGAAUAGCUUCCCAAAAGUUUUAUAAUGUCAUCAGUUUUAUGUUCCUCAGGAAUCACCUUUGUAUACUAGUGAAACGUGUAGGUUGUACAACUAACAAUGUCAAUCAUACUGUUACUAUAAAAUACUAUAUCCUAGUAGACUUUGGAGUCACCAUUAAGAAUGCAAUAAAAAAAAAACCUACAUCCCUAAGACUUCUAAAGAAGUUAAUUUUUCUUCUCUUUCCUGUUAAAUACCUGUGUAUUUCAAGUUGAAAAAACAUUGAAUGGAUUAAUUUUGGGACAUACUGCACAUACUGGUUCUGUUUGGUUGAAAGUAGUUGGAUAUAAAAGUCAUUGAAUAAUUCAUCUUUGUUCAGCAGGAGUUUGGGGAUAUUUUUCAUAUUCUUUCUUACUGUUUUAUUUAAUGUUCCUCUUUCAUUGUUGAAAUAGGUGAUAAAUGAUUACUUCCUGCAGAAUCUCCUUGCUUUCUCUAGGAGGCAGAUUGCUAAAAUAUUAUUGAGGUGCCAGUUCCACAAAUCUGUUGAGAAAGGGAAUAAAAUAUAUUUUUUAAAAGAUGAAACUUUAAAUGCUUUAUAUAUACAUCUCAUGGUUUGUGCAAAAAAGUGCUUGGAGCCAGUGAUAUGUGCAACUGCAUAUUUAAUGCAUCAACAAUUGGUAUUAGGUUUAGUUCAAAAAGAAAUACUGCCACCAAAAUAUAGCUGUAUGUUUGUGCUUGAAGCAGACUUGCAAAUUAACAUGCUCAGCCUGCACUUGGAGUGAUUGGGUUCAGUUCCCAGUGCUGCAAAUCACAUUAAAUAUUAAUUAUGGAGUUUUUCUGUAUUUGAGUGCACAGCAUGCUCAACAAAAUACAGAGAGAGGGUGCAUUCUUUAGAGCCCGGGGAAGGAGAAAUCAGAGGGAAACUUUCCUGGCAGUUGUAUGGGAUGACUCAGUUGCAUAGGCAUAUAAAAAAAGCAUUUGCUGGAAGUGUCAUUUUGGGGGAAAAAACUGGUUAACUUUCUCAAAUUAUUUUAAUAGAGGAAUCUUGCUACUUUAGCUCUUCUUUGGUCUUAAUGCUAAAGUACAUUUUCCGUUUUUAGAAAUGCAUGUUUAAUCAUUUUAGGGACAUUCUUUUUUACAUGGAUUGAGUACAAUUACAGUGACAGACUUUGAGAUGUACAGGAAGAUGCAGUGUGGUACAGUGUGAUGUGGGGAAUGUACAGUCUGAUUUCCUGUAUUUUUUUAGUGAAAAACUUAAUAAAAGGUCGGUAUACAUACAA
Molecule: messenger RNA, 2254 nt
Organism: Mauremys reevesii (Reeves's turtle)
Lineage: Eukaryota; Metazoa; Chordata; Testudines; Geoemydidae
Gene: BCCIP
Product: BRCA2 and CDKN1A interacting protein
Exons: 7
Coding region: 33-941 (302 amino acids)
Cellular component (GO): nucleus
Source: RefSeq, a predicted model, not a curated record